This is a messenger RNA of Oncorhynchus nerka (sockeye salmon), 8927 nucleotides long. Its product is annotated as slit homolog 1 protein-like. The transcript has 36 exons. Gene Ontology annotation, biological process: axon guidance. The record is from RefSeq and is a predicted model, not a curated record. Gene Ontology annotation, molecular function: Roundabout binding; heparin binding; calcium ion binding. Lineage: Eukaryota; Metazoa; Chordata; Actinopteri; Salmoniformes; Salmonidae. Bases 435 to 5042 code for a protein of 1535 amino acids.
AUUCUGCUCUUUCCCCAUUCCCCCCAUCAUCAGACAAGCAGAGUAGAGCAGGACAGAGAGAGACGUGAGCCAACAAGUGCAGAACAGAACAACUCCACAAAGAGAAGAGAGAGGAGGAUAGUUCCCUUUGCAAGGACAGAAAAAGAGAAGAUAAUCAAGCCUUUCAGAAAACACCAACAGGAGAAGAAAUAUGAGACUGCAACACAUUUAAAUCCUCUAACCUUCUUUACUUACCAACUGAGGACUUAUUUCUAGUCCCAUUAUAUGUUGGAACAGUUAGAUUUCUUUCUCAUUCUACAAGAGGCUACACACUGAUUGUAGAAAACAUUCACUGUGUAGUAUAACUUUUUGAAGAGAGAAGGAGAAAGUGGAAGAAGGAAAGAGAAAAGAAGGCUUUUUUGGAGCCAGGAUUUGAGAAGCAGGAGGCUACAGAGAUGGAGAUCAUUCCCGGGAGAGGAGCUUGUUCUGGGGCAGGCAUGGGGAGGUUACCUGGGUACCUGGUGUGUGUGCUGGUUCUCUGUGCCCUGGUGACAGGCUAUGCCAGCACAUGCCCUGCCCUGUGCACCUGCAGUGGCACCACAGUUGACUGCCAUGGGCUGGGCAUCAAAACCAUGCCCCGGAAUAUACCCCGCAACACAGAGAGAAUGGAACUGAAUGGGAAUAACCUCACACGCAUCACCAAGACGGACUUCUCUGGACUCAAGUACCUCCGCGUGCUGCAGCUGAUGGAGAAUCAGAUUGGAGCGAUAGAGCGUGGAGCGUUUGAUGACAUGAAGGAGCUGGAGAGACUGCGCCUGAAUAGAAACCAACUGCAGCACCUUCCAGAACUGCUGUUUCAGAAGAACCCUGCACUGUCACGUCUAGAUCUGAGUGAGAACAACAUCCAGUCCAUCACCAGAAAGGCUUUCAGAGGAGCUACAGACAUCAAGAUCCUUCAGUUGGAUAAGAACCACAUCAGCUGCAUCGAGGACGGAGCUUUCAGAGCACUGAGGAGCCUGGAAGUACUGACUCUGAACAACAACAACAUCAGCAGCAUCCCAGUCUCCAGCUUCAACCACAUGCCCAAACUACGCACCUUCCGUCUCCACUCCAACAACCUGCACUGUGACUGUCACCUGUCCUGGUUGGCCGAGUGGUUAAGACAAAGGCCUACGAUUGGUCUGUUCACCCAGUGCACUGCUCCAUCCCCGCUUAGAGGACUCAACGUGGCUGAGAUACAGAAACAUGAGUUUACCUGCUCAGGUCACUCAGAGAGCUCCGGCUUGCAGCCCUGCAGCCUAGGGGGAGGUACGUGCCCUGCCAUGUGUACCUGCAGUAACAACAUUGUGGACUGCAGAGGGAAAGGCCUCACAGCUAUACCAGCCAGCCUUCCUGACACCAUGGCAGAGAUUCGCCUGGAGCAGAAUGGGAUCAAGUCAGUCCCUCCCGGUGCCUUCUUUCCCUACAAGAAGCUGCGCAGGAUAGACCUGAGUAAUAACCAGAUAUCUGAAAUAGCUCCUGAUGCCUUCCAAGGCCUGAGAUCUCUCAACUCACUAGUCCUGUAUGGGAAUAAGAUUACGGAGCUUCCCAAAGGAGUGUUUGAUGGACUAUAUGCCCUGCAACUACUGUUGUUGAAUGCCAAUAAGAUCCACUGUGUUCGGGCCAAUGCCUUCACAGACCUGCAGAACCUCUCUCUUCUGUCUCUGUACGACAACAAGAUACAGACUGUGGCCAAGGGCACCUUCGCUUCUCUCAGAGCUAUACAGACGCUUCACCUGGCCCAGAACCCGUUUAUCUGUGACUGUAAUAUGAGGUGGCUGGCAGACUACCUGCGCUCCAACCCCAUAGAGACCAGCGGUGCCCGUUGUACCAGCCCCAGACGACUGGCCAACAAACGCAUCGGGCAGAUCAAGAGCAAGAAGUUCCGCUGCUCUGCCAAGGAACAAUACUUCAUCCCUGGCACCGAGGACACCCGUCUGAAUAAUGAGUGUAACAGUGAUCCAGUCUGUCCUCCUAAAUGUCGCUGUGAGUCCAACGUGGUGGACUGCUCCAACCUCCGAAUCAAAAAGAUACCAGAACACAUCCCUGCCUCUACCACUGAACUUCGUCUGAACAACAAUGAGAUCACUACACUGGAGGCUACAGGAGUCUUCAAGGCCCUCUCCCAGCUCAACAACAUUGACCUUAGCAACAAUAAGAUCACAGAGAUCGAGGAUGGGGCGUUUGAGGGGGCGGGAUCUGUCAACGAGCUCCAUCUUUCAGCCAAUCAGCUGGAUUCUGUCCGCAGCGGAAUGUUCAAGGGACUGGAGGGACUACGCAUGCUAAUGUUGAGGAACAACAAGAUCAGAUGUAUCCAUAACAACAGCUUCACCGGCCUGCACAACGUUCGCCUGUUGUCUCUCUAUGACAACCAGCUAACUACCAUCACCCCUGGAGCCUUCGACACCCUGCAGACACUGUCUACACUUAACCUGCUGGCUAACUCCUUCAACUGUGACUGUCGUCUGGCCUGGCUUGGUGAUUGGCUGAGAAGCAGAAAGAUCGUCACGGGCAAUCCUCGAUGCCAGCGCCCCGCCUUCCUCAAAGAGAUCCCACUACAGGACGUGGCCCUGCCUGACUUCCGCUGUGAAGAGGGAGUGGAGGAGAUGAGCUGUGUGCCCAGGCCUCAGUGUCCCAGUGAGUGUACAUGUCUGGAGACUGUGGUACGCUGCAGUAACAAUCACCUCCGUGCGCUGCCCAAAGGCAUCCCCAGAAACGUCACUGAAUUGUAUCUAGAUGGGAACCAGUUUGGCAUGGUGCCAAAGGAGCUUUCUACCUUUAAAUACCUCCAGUUAGUAGACCUUAGUAACAACAAGAUCAACUCUCUCACCAUCUCUUCAUUCUCCAACAUGAGUCAGCUCACGACACUGAUCCUGAGUUAUAACUCUCUGCGCUGCAUCCCCAGUCUGGCCUUUGGUGGACUGCGCUCCCUUCGACUACUGUCUCUCCAUGGCAACGAGAUCUCCGAGCUUCCUGACGGCAUCUUCAGUGAUGUGGCCUCUCUGUCUCACCUGGCUAUUGGUGCCAACCCCCUGUACUGUGACUGCCGUCUGCUCUGGCUGUCUGACUGGGUGAAGACGGGCUACAAGGAGCCAGGCAUCGCCCGCUGUGCCGGACCGACGGGCAUGGAGGGCAAGCUGCUGCUCACCACCCCUGCCAAGACGUUUGAGUGCCACGGUGAGGUGGACAGCGGCGUCCUGGCCAAGUGUAACCCAUGCCUGUCCAGCCCGUGUGUCAACCAAGGGAUCUGUCACAGUGAUCUGGCAGAGAUCUACAGGUGUAGCUGUCCUCCUCAAUUCAAGGGUAGAAACUGUGAGACUUCUCUGAACGCGUGUGUCAGUAACCCCUGUGUCAACGGGGGCACCUGCCAACUUGAUGAGGAGGAGGCAGCAUACAGCUGUGCCUGUCCCCUUGGCUUUGACGGCCCUACCUGCCUGACCAACAUAGAUGACUGUGAAGAUAAUGACUGUGGAAACGGAGCUGCCUGUAUAGAUGGAGUCAACCACUAUACCUGCCUCUGUCCACUGUACUACACAGGGGAGAUGUGUGAGGAGAUGGAGGAUGUGUGUGCUCCAGGGGUCAGUCCGUGUCAACACCAAUCUACCUGUCUCAUCACCUCUACUGGGCCCCAGUGUGUGUGUUCUCCGGGCUACGUGGGUGAUGACUGCAGUGUGGACUACGAUGACUGUGAGGAGAAUCGCUGUCUGAACAGAGCUCAGUGUGUCGACCAACUCAACGCAUACUCCUGCUCCUGCCCUGAUGGCUAUAGUGGUCAGUUGUGUGAGGUGCCCCCCUCCCCGCGGUCUCUGUGUGACCUGGCAGACUGCCAGAACGGUGCCCUGUGUGUGGAGCGGGCAGGCCGGGCACUGUGCCAGUGUCUCCCUGGGUUCGGAGGGCCUCGCUGUGAAAAGCUGGUCAGCGUUAACUUUGUAGACAGAGACUCCUACCUGCUGCUCUCUGACCUCAAGAACUGGCCCCAGGCUAACAUCACACUGCAGGUGUCGACAGCGGAGGAGAACGGUAUCCUGCUGUAUAAUGGAGACAAUGAUCACAUCGCUGUAGAGAUGUAUCAAGGUCACGUUAAGGUCAGCUACGACCCUGGCAGCCAGCCUGGACAUGCUAUCUACAGUACUGAGACAAUCAACGAUGGUCAGUUCCACACGGUGGAGCUGGUGACCUUUGACCAGAUGGUGAACCUGUCCAUCGACGGGGGUCUCCCCACCACCAUGGACAGCCUGGGGGGGGUCCGUCCCCUUAACAGGGAGGCUCCGCUAUACGUGGGGGGUAUGCCCGUGGACGUCCACUCGGCAGCCUUCCGGCUCUGGCAGAUCCAGAAUGGCUCCAGUUUCCACGGCUGCAUCCAGAACCUGUAUAUCAACAACGAGCUGCAGGACUUCACUAAGACCCAGAUGAAGCCGGGCGUGGUGCCAGGCUGUGAGCCCUGUAGGAAGAUCUACUGCCUGCAUGGUAUCUGCCAGCCGGACGGGCCACAGGGACCAGUCUGCCACUGCCAGCCAGGCUGGAGCGGACCACACUGUGACCAGCCUGCUGACAACCCAUGCCAGGGCAGCAAGUGUGUGCAUGGGAAGUGUAUUCCCCUGGACCUGCAGUCCUACCGCUGUGAGUGUGUGGAGGGUUACCGUGGUGCCCUGUGUAACCAGCAGGGGGAGCUGUUUAACCCCUGCCGCAGCCACAACUGUAAACAUGGACCCUGUCAGACGUCUGAUUCAGGAGACGCCUACUGUCACUGUGAGGCUGGAUACAGCGGAGAGCUCUGUGACGCAGAGUCAGAGUGUCGAGGGGAGCCUGUGAGGGACUUCUACCAGGUGCAGCGUGGAUACACCAUCUGCCAGACCACACGCAUGGUCUCCUGGGUAGAGUGCUCCGGCGCCUGCGACACGGGUGCCUGCUGCGCCAGCCAGCGAAUGAAACGUCGGAAAUACACCUUUGAGUGCAGCGACGGAAGAUCAUUCAGCGAGGAAGUGGAGAAGACCAUCAAGUGUGGCUGCGUGGGCUGUAUGUAGCACGCUUCACACAAACCUGCUAUUGCCACCGCCGCCGAACGCACCACAGAAAGAGAGAGAAGAAGAAGAAAUAAGAGAAAUAGUAUAAAGAAAUGUAUAUAAAAACCGCUAUGUAUUAUGGACAACAAUCUUUAUAAAAUAGGACAUUACCUCCUCUUUCUUUGGGUGUGUGACGUACAGAAACACAGAGGAAACACAACAACCAAACCAUUGUAUCUGCAACAUUGUUUCGAAAGGGUUCUAAAGAUGUGAAAGGUGUUGCAUUCAGAGCAAGGACUCAACCAACCCCUCAUAAACACAUGGUCUCAACCUCUGGCCUCUUGGACAUCAUCCAUUAGGUCCCAGAUAGCCUCAGCACCAUCUCUCAUCUUUUCUUCCUGAUGGCAGUGUGUGUAAUGUAGCGUCUGGCCUGGUCAGGGUGGCAGGAGGGAAGAGGUACAGAGAUAUUGAAAGAAAGAGAGGAGACUGGGGUUGGGCUGGAGUUGAGUUUGGUGAGGCAAGGGCUGGAGUUGGGCUGGAGCUGAGCAGAAGCUGGGCUGGAGUUGGGCUGGUGCUGAGCAGAAGCUGGGCUGGAGUUGGGCUGGAGUUGGGCUGGAGCUGAGCAGAAGCUGGGCUGGAGUUGGGCUGGAGCUGAGCAGAAGCUGGGCUGGAGUUGGGCUGGAGCUGAGCAGAAGCUGGGCUUGAGUUGGGCUGGAGCUGAGCAGAAGCUGGGUAGGGCUGGUAUAAGCUUGCCUGGGCUGAGUUGAGCCAAAUAAAGUCAGGCUUAGCUGGGCUGGGCCGGAUUGCAGUUGAGCUGUGCUGGGCUGAGCAGAGCUAGGGCUAGGUCGGGCUAUAGCUGGUCUAGUCCGAAGCUUAUUUGACUCCUGGAGUCUUUAGAACAAGAUAUGUCCAUUAUUUUCCUUAUUUAUAACACUACUGCACUGAAAAUCAGUGCCCUUCACAGUGCACAUACAUACACAUACACCCACCCACACAGUAGAGAAAGGCCUUGUGUGAGCAGAAAGAAACACACACAAACACACAUUUUCUGUCUGAGCAGAAAGGUCAUUUCAUUAGAAGCAAUACACAUUGUGAUGCAGGUUGACUCUCCAUUUCCCUACUGUAGGCUAUAAGCUAUAACCCCAUCUGGAGCAGGCAUUGCCCGUUGGAGACCCAUCUCCCAGCAUGCAUUGCCUCCGGAUGAUUUGCAUAAGCCCUCCCCCCUUUGAGCAGGAUGAUUAGGCCCCUCAAUGCCUUCAGUAUUAAACGUGUGCAAACUGUUGCAUGCAAGAAGUUUGCAAAUGAUUAUGUAGAGGUUUUUCUUAUCAUGAUGUAUAUUAUUACAGAAAAAAAGUGCAGAGUAUAAUUUUUUGUUGGUUUUGUUAUGUCUAAUUUCAAUGAUUUGUUUUGCAUUAUAUGUUGUUUUCUGAUGUAACCUAACUCCCUUUGCCCUCUCUUUAUACAAAAAUGCCUAACAGAUUCUAAUAUAUAUAUAUAUGUAUUUCAUUUUGGUAUAGUAUUUUUAUAUGUUAAAGAGUAAAUCUGUGUUUUCUGGAAGCUUCCAAUGGAACGGGCAGGACGGCAUUUGAUUGGUUCCAUAGCUGUUUUCAUUUGUUUAUUUCAAUUGCUCAAACAAGCUCGUUUGUAAUUGUCCAAAACAAGGUAGCGAAUGGUUGGCCUUGUUUUAUAGGAGGCAGUAUUUAUGUAAAAACACGUUUAAUAUUGUAUGUGUUGUCUUCCAUGUGAAUAUGACAUGUCAUUCAUUUAAAAGUCUGUCUGCUGUUUUGUUUGAUUUAUUUUCUCUUAAGACUUUUUCCUGUAGAGUAUAAAAGGCAUAAUAAUUGUUUUAGAUUUUCAAAAAUUAUUGGAAAAAAAGGAAUACAAAGUUACAAUAAAAACUAGUGUAACAAAAAGAAAAGCUGGAAGGUAUUUGUGACAGAGCUUGAACCCUCUGGCUCAGACAGAUUCCUCAUGGUCUGUUGGGCCCGAGUGGGUGGAGUUAAAAUGCAAAUGAGAGAGAUGCCCCUCCUGCUCUGAAAUACAUUUGUCCUGUAUUUGCCAUACCCUGAAAUAUAGUGAAAGGGUUUUGAUCAUCGUGUUGAUUUUGUUGAAGUGUUCGGUUGAAUUUCUGUCAUUUUAAAUUAGGGACAUUUUCCGUCGUAGAUAGAAGUAAUUAUAAGAUUCAAGUGAAACAGUCACAGUUGACUGAAACUUAUCUGCUGUAGGAAACUUACUUAUUGUGGAUGUGCACAAAGAUGGAGUCUACAUUUUACCUGCAUUAAGCACUAUUGAUGCUGCCAUCUUACCAUUGUACUGUGGUGGGGCCAUGGGUUGAAUGACAGCAAACUGUAGACCUACCAUCUUUCUGUACAUCUGCCAUCUUACCAUUGUACUGUGGCGGGGCCAUGGGUUGAAUGACAGCAAACUGUAGACCUACCAUCUUUCUGUACAUCUGCCAUCUUACCAUUGUACUGUGGUGGGGGCAUGGGUUGAAUGACAGCAAACUGUAGACCUACCAUCUUUCUGUACAUCUGCCAUCUUACCAUUGUACUGUGGUGGGGGCAUGGGUUGAAUGACAGCAAACUGUAGACCUACCAUCGUUCUGUACAUCUGCCAUCUUACCAUUGUACUGUGGUGGGGGCAUGGGUUGAAUGACAGCAAACUGUAGACCUGCCAUCUUUCUGUACAUCUGCCAUCUUACCAUUGUACUGUGGUGGGGGCAUGGGUUGAAUGACAGCAAACUGUAGACCUACCAUCUUUCUGUACAUCUGCCAUCUUACCAUUGUACUGUGGUGGGGGCAUGGGUUGAAUGACAGCAAACUGUAGACCUGCCAUCUUUCUGUACAUCUACAAUUGGAUCCACCUAUGAGUGUUUUGUCCAUUUUUACAUGUACAGUUAAAUCUCUCUACUAUGACAGGCUAUAGAACAAGCUACAGAGAUGAAAGAAGGUGCCAGUCGUAGUGUAGAACAGUCCAACCUGAAUGUUUAUAGAUAAAUAUGAACUGAGCUCACUCCUAAAGGGGUUCAGCCAUUAUCCUGUUUAGUUCCCAUUAUAAAAGGUACAUCACAUCCUCUGUGUUUUACAAGUGGGAGACCUACAGGACUGUGGAGUAGGAUAGAGACCUACAGGACUGUGGAGUAGGAUAGAGACCUACAGGACUGUGGAGUAGGAUAGAGACCUACAGGACUGUGGAGUAGGAUAGAGACCUACAGGACUGUGGAGUAGUGUAGGCUUAAUAGAAAUAAUUGAAAAUCAUUCAACUAAGUUAGAAUUUCUCUCAGCCUAAUCGAGGUGUAGAUUAUAUAUCACAUUCCAAUGUUCGAACUUGUAAACAAGGCUGCAUGGGAUUUCUCUUAAUGCGACUCCGUGCAGCCAAUAGAGCCCUACAGUGGAGGUGUCAUAAUACCUAUAAAACCUAGCCGUCAAACAGGGAAAUGGUUCCAAUCGUUUUUCGCAUAGGGAAUUUUCAAAGCACUUAAAAUAAGGUCUGUAUUUCGUGUAGGCAUACAGUAUCAUGGAGUGACGUUUUGACAACCAUGUUCAUCUCUCUAGGACAAGGUUCCUUUUAUCAAUAUAUUAGUCUCUAUUUACUCUCAAGAUCAAAAUGCUAAUUAGCAUCAAAGUAGACAUCAUGCAAGACUACAAAUCCCUGCAAGCUCCUGCACGUAAUCUCUGUUUGACACCUUUACUAACAGGCAUUGAGUCAAUUUAAAACUUGCACAAGACAGUUCACAGAAUUCUAAUUUUAAAGAAAUGUAGCCCAUUCAUUAAUUACUCAAUUUAGCUAACAAUAGACAGUAAAUCCACAGAUCCUUACCUUUGCCUCGACUUGGCAGGCUCAUCCAGAUCAUGGCAUUUGUAGUUCCUUAUGAUAGCCACAUUAGCAUUUCAUUUUUUUUUUGGG